Molecule: messenger RNA, 1310 nt
Organism: Ceratitis capitata (Mediterranean fruit fly)
Lineage: Eukaryota; Metazoa; Arthropoda; Insecta; Diptera; Tephritidae
Product: myb/SANT-like DNA-binding domain-containing protein 1
Exons: 3
Coding region: 332-904 (190 amino acids)
Biological process (GO): positive regulation of DNA-templated transcription
Cellular component (GO): nuclear body
Source: RefSeq, a predicted model, not a curated record
AAAACAUUCGAUUUUCUUUGCGGCGUAGCCUUAGUUUUGGAUUUGAGUUUCUGCUUCUGUAAAUUCGCCUUGACCAUUGUCAUAUGUGAAUUCGCCUUGCAUUAUUAUCAUCGUAUGGAUACCAUAAACAAACCUUAGUUUCAGGAUGUAUUUAAUACAAUAGAUGAUUUGAUUGUACCUGUACGAGCAUAUUGCAGUUGUGGUAACAAUUAUUUGAGUAGCAUUUCGUGAAUAAAAGUAACAAUAUUGCGGAAAAAAAAACACAGGCUCCAAAGUUUAAAAAAUAUUAGCUUUGAAACAAGUAAAAAUAUAUGACAUAGUAUAGUUCAAAAUGAAAAAGAAGCAGCGAAAUUUUUUAAGCCGACAAGAAGUAUACAAGCUGAUAGAUAUAUGGGCAGAGCACAUAGAUCAAUUACGUAGGACAUUCAGAAACAAGGAAGUGUAUAAAAGUAUGAGUUUGGAGUUACGGGCGCGACAUCGCUUAACGCUGAGCUGCGAAGAAAUCAGGAGUCGAAUUGCUAAUUUAAAGAAACAAUUUAAAAUUGAAAAGAAAAGUGAACUAUGUGGUCGCGCAUCUACCUGGCCAUACUUCAAAAAAGUAAAUGAACUACUGGAAGAAGGAAACACCAAUAAAUCAGAAAAAAGUCAUGUGUAUGUUUUUGUAGAUAAAGAACCUGAUAUUUAUGAACAAUCAGCUAGCGAAGAAUUAAAAAGAGAGGAGAGUGUCGCCAGCGGUUCCAGGAGCAAGAGAAAGUUGUACGAGGUGGAGUUUCUGAAAAUAGCCAAGGAAGAGCAAAAAAAUAUGAAGAAAUAUUUUAAAAAUUCAUUAGAAAAUGACGAAAAAAUUAUUAAGCUUUUACAAAAAAAUAAUGACUUACUUUCUCAACUCCUGUAUAAAGCGUAAAAAAUACAUACAAAAUUCAUACAAAUAAGCGAAUUCAAUAAAAAAAAUGCAAUAACUGACUAAGAAUACAAUUCCGAAUAAAACCUUAAUGAAAAAUUUUCUACUAAAAAAAAAAUGCGAUAAAUACUAUUAAUUUUUAUCAAUUAUUAUAUUUGUUUAUUUUCGUAUUUCCAUUUUGAGUUUACAGUUUUGCACAAAGAGAUCUUUUUGUGAAUGCAUUAAAAAUUAAAGAAUUGCAUUAAUAUUAUAAUUUAAUUUUUGCAUUUGACAUUUUGCAUUUUUAAAGUAUAAAUAAGUAGAAUUAGUGCUGGUAAAUAAGGAUUUUGCAAUAAAGGUAUUUUGUAUAAUACUUUUUAAACCCUUAAAAUAUAUAAAAAAAAUAUGAAAUAAACAAAUAAAAAAAAAA